Molecule: messenger RNA, 584 nt
Organism: Glossina fuscipes
Lineage: Eukaryota; Metazoa; Arthropoda; Insecta; Diptera; Glossinidae
Product: protein spaetzle-like
Exons: 3
Coding region: 21-584 (187 amino acids)
Biological process (GO): regulation of Toll signaling pathway; central nervous system formation; innate immune response
Cellular component (GO): extracellular region
Molecular function (GO): Toll binding; growth factor activity
Source: RefSeq, a predicted model, not a curated record
UAUAUAUAUGAUAAACAAAAAUGUUUACAAAAGUUGUCAUUUUUAUACUAUUUAUAAGUAAGGAUAUGAUUCUUUGGCUCAAUGCCAAAAACGUCACGCAUAAGGAUUCAAUAGAAUGUUUGGAAUGGGAUCAUGGAUUCUGCAUUGAGAUGGCCAAUUAUCCCAAUCUGGAUAAUAUAGAAGAGGCACUGAUUAAGGAAUACCCACAACUAAUUAUGGACACAGAUGAUCAUUAUUUCAUUGAUGAUGAAACUGAAUUGAGAGGUAUUGUCUACAUGGAGCCCCUUUGUAGAAGCAGUAAAAAGAUUAUUUACCCUCAAAUGCAAAAUACAGACAUUGGUUGGCUUAUUAUAGUCAACAAUGAAAAACUGAAGCAGGGCUUACUUAUUGAAGUGUGCGACGAUAUGGACGCCCCAUGUAGUUCAAUUAAACGCGGAAGCACUAAAAAACCUAUUUGCAAGCAAGUCUACAUUCAUUCCCGAUUAGUGGCUAUGACGACCACAGGGGAAACGUUAACUCACGAAUUUCAAAUACCAUCCUGCUGCAAGUGCUUCAGAGAUCGCUGGGAAACUGACGAUAUUUGA